AUGGUCCAUACCAUCACUGUCUCCCAGAAGACUAAGGAUGGCCCCUCAUUGGAGCUGUGUUGUGAUGGUUGUGGGGCUGCCGAGAAUAUCUUCCCUGUAUCCACUGAUACUGCCAAGACUGUGGACAAAGUCAUUACAGAACUAAAAGAGAAACUCACCGGCAUUGCCUUCUCUGUUUUCAUCCCCAUUGUGUCUAUCAAGGAUCUGACAUGCUGCCUGGAGAAAGCUGCCAAGUAUGGAAACAUAAAGAAGGUGAUGAAACAGUCAUCAGAGAGCCCACUGAAGGGCACCCGGUGCUACAAUGAGGACCAGGUUGUCUCCUAUGACUUUAAUAGUGACUCCCACUCUUCCAGCUUUGAUGCUGGGGGCAGCAUUGUUCUCAAGAAUAACAUUGUUGAGAGCUUCGAAGCCUGA
Chionomys nivalis (European snow vole) is the source of this 414-nucleotide messenger RNA. RefSeq names its product glyceraldehyde-3-phosphate dehydrogenase-like. Bases 1 to 414 code for a protein of 137 amino acids. Lineage: Eukaryota; Metazoa; Chordata; Mammalia; Rodentia; Cricetidae. Gene Ontology annotation, molecular function: oxidoreductase activity, acting on the aldehyde or oxo group of donors, NAD or NADP as acceptor. The transcript is spliced from 2 exons. The record is from RefSeq and is a predicted model, not a curated record.